AUGAAGAGAUGGUCGUUCAAGAGGCUGAGAAAGGAAUCAAUGAGGAAGAUGAAGCUUUUGAGGUCUGCAUUCCAGUUGAAGAAACUUUGUUGGCCACUUUCCUUCAUGGACUACGUCAUUUUUAAGAUUGUGUUUGCGUUUGAGACUGUUAUGUUGGUCUUCAUGCUCUCUUCUUUCUACCUCUGUUGCGGCUGCACCUUCUAA
Molecule: messenger RNA, 204 nt
Organism: Sphenostylis stenocarpa
Lineage: Eukaryota; Viridiplantae; Streptophyta; Magnoliopsida; Fabales; Fabaceae
Source: the annotation of a GenBank genome assembly